AUGGCGGCUCGAAUCAACAACUUCCUUUUACAGAAUCUUCAGUGCCCCAUGUGCCUGAACAUCUACAAGGAACCAACGCUGCUGGCCUGCUCGCACACCUUCUGUAAGGGAUGCAUUUUUCGACUUUUCAAUUCUCAACAAGAAAUCGCUAAGAUCUCCUGUCCAGUCUGUCGCAAGACCACGGCUGUUCCAAGUAGAUAUGUCAGCAACCUUCCAAUCAAUACUCCUAUACAGACUAUUGUCGAGGAUAUCAAGAACCAGAGUCAAAUAUGCACCACCUGCAAGAACAAGUCCCUAGCUGCCACCUACUGCCAAGAGUGCAACGACUUCAUGUGCGUCGACUGCUACAAGACCCACGCCAAGUGGGACAAGUUCUCCGGUCACGAUGUGGUCAAGGUGGAUGACAUCGUCUCGGGCAAGAUCACGACCAAACAUCGACGCAAGUGCAAGACGCAUCGGUUGGAGGUCGAAGAAUGUUUUUGCGUCGAAUGUAAGAAGUAUGUCUGCUUCCGAUGCGGGAUGAUGGAGCACACUAAGGCUGGCCACAACAUCCUGGAGGGAAUGGAACAUGAAGAUCAGCAGAAGGAGAAGAUCCGUGAGUUACAAAACAAGGUUAAUGUCAAGAAAGGCAAGGUGGAUGAAUACAUCAGCUUCAUUGAGAAACAACAGCAAAGCUUCAUGUCGUCCAGGAGCAACUGA
Molecule: messenger RNA, 699 nt
Organism: Strongylocentrotus purpuratus (purple sea urchin)
Lineage: Eukaryota; Metazoa; Echinodermata; Echinoidea; Camarodonta; Strongylocentrotidae
Product: probable RING finger protein 207 homolog
Exons: 1
Coding region: 1-699 (232 amino acids)
Biological process (GO): positive regulation of DNA-templated transcription
Cellular component (GO): chromatin; nucleoplasm
Molecular function (GO): ubiquitin-protein transferase activity; zinc ion binding
Source: RefSeq, a predicted model, not a curated record